AUGGAUUCAGCCAAGGAACCCAAGUCCUACAAAGACCAGCAAAGAAUCGUCGCCCUUCGCGCUUCGAUUGCAAGCCUAGAAGCUAAGCAUGCGGUUUUAGAAGCCGAUCUAACUACAAUGACCACGCAGCUUAUUAACGAUCCUAAUACCACGUGCGAGCGGUAUACCAAGCUCUUGCAUGAGUACAAUGAUAUCAAGGAUGUUGGACAGGGGUUGAUGGGGCUUAUUGCUGAUGCGAGGGGGGUGAGGCAGGUUGAGGUGGAGAGAGAGUUCGGGGUUUCGGAGGAGGAUUGA
Penicillium roqueforti is the source of this 294-nucleotide messenger RNA. RefSeq names its product SWI5/SAE3 family protein. Gene Ontology annotation, cellular component: Swi5-Sfr1 complex; Swi5-Swi2 complex. The coding region runs from base 1 to 294 and encodes 97 amino acids. The transcript is spliced from 3 exons. The record is from RefSeq and is a predicted model, not a curated record. Gene Ontology annotation, biological process: meiotic DNA recombinase assembly involved in reciprocal meiotic recombination; double-strand break repair via homologous recombination; meiotic joint molecule formation. NCBI's taxonomy places the organism in Eukaryota, Fungi, Ascomycota, Eurotiomycetes, Eurotiales, Aspergillaceae.